CUUGAACCUAAACGACGCCGUUUGAUGCCGCAGAACCAAAAUUAAUUACAGGCUUUGGUCUCGCCUAAACUCCGAGCUCAAAAUUUCAAGACUGCCUCAGUAGAACAAAAAUUUUCUCAAAGAAAUCGUUUCAGAUUUGUCUUUCACCAACAUUUUCCCGUCAAAUCUCUUCCUUUUUCUCUUUGUACCCCGUACUAAUUCGAUCACCGAAGAAAGAACCGAAAUAGAAGAAUAAGAAGAAUAGAGAAAUGUCAGUGCAGGAGUAUCUAGACAGGCACAUGCUUUCUCGGAAAAUCGAGGAGGCCGUCAAUGCCGCCGUUAGGGCCAAAACUCCCGAUCCCGUUCUCUUCAUCUCUAAUCACAUGAGAAAAGCGGUUCCUUCUGUUAUAACGAAGAUACGAGCUAGACAGAUCCUUGAUAGCAGAGGGAUUCCAACUGUUGAAGUUGACUUGUAUACUAACAAAGGCAUGUUUCGUGCUUCUGCUCCUAGCGGGGAUGUUACUGGCAUGUAUGAAGCUGUUGAACUGCGUGAUGGGGACAAGGGAACAUAUCUUGGGAAUGGUGUGACAAGAGCUGUUAAGAAUAUUAAUGAGAAAAUCUCUGAAGCAUUAGUUGGGAUGGAUCCAACACUUCAAUCUCAGAUUGAUCAGGCAAUGAUUGACUUAGAUAAAACUGAAAAGAAGGGUGAUCUUGGAGCAAAUGCUAUUUUAGCUGUAUCAAUUGCUGCGUGCAAAGCUGGAGCUGCUGAAAAGGAGGUUCCACUUUACAAACACAUUGCUGAUCUUUCCGGCAAAACCAGCCUGACUCUUCCUGUCCCUUCCUUCACCGUCAUAAGUGGUGGUAAACAUGCUGGGAAUAAUCUAGCAAUUCAGGAAAUUACGAUUCUCCCAGUUGGUGCAAAUAGGUUUGCUGAGGCACUGCAAAUGGGCUCGGAGACAUAUCAUCACUUAAAGGCUGUUAUUACAGAAAAGUAUGGUGAACUUGGAUGUAAUGUUGGCGAAGAUGGUGGUUUUGCUCCAAACAUCUCCAGUGUUCAAGAAGGCUUGGAUCUUGUUAAAGAGGCCAUCAACAGAACAGGGUAUAGCGAUAGAAUAAAGAUAGCAAUUGAUGUUGCUGCUACUGCUUUCUGUAUAGGUACCAAGUAUGAUUUGGACUUCAAAUCUCCUAAUAGGUCAGGGCAAAAUUUCAAGUCAGGAGAUGAUAUGAUUGAGAUGUACAAAGAACUAUGUAACGAGUACCCAAUUGUUUCAAUUGAAGAUCCAUUUGACAAGGAGGAUUGGGAACAUAUCAAGUAUUUCUCAAGCCUUGGACUCUGUCAGGUGGUAGGGGAUCGCUUAUUAAUGUCAAAUCCAAAACGUAUUGAGAGAGCAAUCAAUGAGUCCACUUGUAAUGCUCUUCUCCUCAAGAUAAACCAGAUUGGGACAGUAACAGAGGCCUUGGAAGUAGUGAAACUGGCAAAGGAUGCCCACUGGGGAGUAGUGGCUUCUCAUAGAUCUGGGGAAACAGAUGAUUCUUUCAUAGCUGAUUUAUCUGUUGGGCUGGCCACUGGUCAGAUCAAAGCAGGUGCUCCAUGCAGAGGAGAGCGACUAGCAAAAUAUAACCAGUUGCUUCGUAUUGAGGAAGAACUCGGUGAGCAAGCAGUUUAUGCUGGUGAAGAUUGGAGGCUGACCUGAUCUUUGUUUUCGUUCACACAUUUUUUGGGAUCUCCAUUGCAUUCCUUGAGGCAUCAAAAGUAGAUAUCCUGGUAUAUUGAGCAACUUUGUGUUCUUAUGUAAAGGUCUUAAGCUUCUUUUUGGCUUUGAUGUGUGCUUCCGGAUUCUACUAUUUGAUUUUUGAGAAAAAUGAAGCAUGUUGAAGAAUGUGCAAUUGAAUCUGCCGGAUUCCUUUGAUAGAGUUACCGAGUACGAUUAAAUUGAUAGCUCAAAGUCCAUUACUUUCCAAUAUUUUGAUUAAAUGGCUCUAGCUACUAUACUAGUGCAACAACUUCAAUUGAUUAAUUGUGUAUUUCAAUGGAAUAUGAUAAGUGAGAUUUCGAGUAGGUGGUUACAUCAGGUU
Messenger RNA from Jatropha curcas, 2055 nucleotides. RefSeq names its product cytosolic enolase (gene ENOC). NCBI's taxonomy places the organism in Eukaryota, Viridiplantae, Streptophyta, Magnoliopsida, Malpighiales, Euphorbiaceae. The record is from RefSeq and is a predicted model, not a curated record. Gene Ontology annotation, biological process: glycolytic process. Gene Ontology annotation, molecular function: magnesium ion binding; phosphopyruvate hydratase activity. Gene Ontology annotation, cellular component: phosphopyruvate hydratase complex.